Messenger RNA from Juglans regia (Persian walnut), 979 nucleotides. RefSeq names its product protein MKS1-like. The transcript has a single exon. Bases 172 to 960 code for a protein of 262 amino acids. The record is from RefSeq and is a predicted model, not a curated record. Lineage: Eukaryota; Viridiplantae; Streptophyta; Magnoliopsida; Fagales; Juglandaceae. Gene Ontology annotation, cellular component: nucleus.
UCCAUUGACUUCCUCUCCCGAUCCUUAAAUAUUUCCUUUUCAGCUCUAAAUAUAUAUACCCAUCUCGAUCCAUCUUCUCGGGAACUAACCUGCUGCAAAGUUCUAGUAGUACUAGUCAUGAUUUUAUGAUCAUUAUCAUCUCUUCAUCAAAAGUAUCUCUUCUUUAUAUGUAUGUACGUGUUGACCGCCAUUGCACAAUACUCAGCUAGCUGCAUGGAUUCUUCAGGCAAUUACAAUAUCCCUGCGGGAAGAUCUCCAAGAAGAGAGAUCCAAGGUCCUCGCCCCACGCCUCUCAGAGUGCACAAAGACUCCCACAAGAUCAAGAAACCCCCCCUAGCUCCGCCACAUCAGCCGUCACAACCACAAGCUACUCAGCAUCGCCCUCCGGUCAUCAUCUACACCGUCUCGCCCAAGGUAAUCCACACCAGCCCUAGAAACUUCAUGGACCUUGUUCAACGCCUGACCGGCCGCCUGCAGCAGUCAUCAUCUUCUUCAUGUUCAAGAUCCUCAUCAUCUGUUGCUGAUCAUCAUCCUUCAAGCAAUCCUUUUAAUGUCAUGAAUAACAGCGGUGCAGUUUCGCCGGCGGCACGUUAUGCGGCUGUAGAGAAGGCGGCGAAGUCUCCAGAAGGGAAUAAGAAAUCACAACAGAGUGGCGAAGUGGGUGGUGUGGAAGGGAUAGAGAUUGCUCAUGGGGUUGAGAUGAUCAUGGGCUCUUUCCCGGGGAUACUGUCACCCGGGCCGGCUUCACUUCCUCCAAUUUCAUCGAACUUUUUCUCUCCGCCAUCUGAUCCGAGCCCACUUAGCAGCUUCUUUCAUGAUUUGAGCCCUGUCCUUCAUGGCAGCAAGAAUUACCUAGAAGGUAGUUUCAUGCCCAGUCCUUCGACCUUUGUUUCACCUCGUAUGGCUUCUUCCCCCACCACUCCAUCCAUAGAUUUAUUCAACAAUUUCUUCGACUACUGAUCAUUGUUAUAGAUUCUUC